AUGGCAGAGAGAAUCGACCAAUUCCAGGAUUAUCAAACAAAAUUAUCAGAAAUAUUAUCAAUGAAUCCAUUUAUAAAGGAAUUAGAGGAACAAGCUAAAACUAUUGAACAUUUACGUCAAAGAAUUGAUCAAUUAGAAUCAUCUAACAUCAAUCAAUCAAAUAUAUAUCCUUAUUCGAAUUAUCAAUCUAGUUUCAAUAAUCAUAUUGAUUCGACUGACGAUGAUUUAAAGGAUGAAAUAAAAUCUCUUAGAGAAAGAGUUUUUGAAUUGGAUGCGGAUUUAUUAAUUCAAAAUAAAGAAAAUACAGACGAUGAUUUUUAUGUAAAAUCAAGCAGAAUGCCUCUUAAAUCUAAAAGAAACAAUGUAACUAGGGAUAUUCAAAUACCAAUGUCACCAUAUCAUUCUGAUAAACCAAAAGAUAUACGACUCGAAGUUUUACCAGAAAUAUUAAAACCUGUAUUUCAUAAUAAUUCUCAAUAUAUUCCAAGUCAAAUUCAUAAACGUUCACGUUCAAGAAGUGAAACUCGUUCAUCUCUACCAUCUCAACCACAACCUGUUCAAAUUAAUACCCCUGUUUCACCCAAAAGACCUUAUUAUCAUCAAAAACUUACUUCCAAUAACAGUUCUGCAUCUUCCCAAUCAAUAAAUAAUUAUUUGUCUGAUGAUGAUAGUGAGGAUAAUAAGUAUGUUGGUGAACAAAAUAUUAUAGAACAUAGUUCAAAUAUCGAUCAGAGUAGAGAAGAAACCAUUACUUCACAUGAUGAUUUAUGUAAAUGUAAUAAGUGUGUUGCUGCUCAAAUGAGAGAAAUUGAGUUCUAUCGAAGUAAAUUGCGAGCAAACAGAUAA
Messenger RNA from Dentiscutata erythropus, 846 nucleotides. Lineage: Eukaryota; Fungi; Glomeromycota; Glomeromycetes; Diversisporales; Gigasporaceae. The record is from the annotation of a GenBank genome assembly.